This is a messenger RNA of Hyaena hyaena (striped hyena), 1820 nucleotides long. RefSeq names its product dipeptidyl peptidase 7 (gene DPP7). Gene Ontology annotation, biological process: proteolysis. The coding region runs from base 102 to 1592 and encodes 496 amino acids. Gene Ontology annotation, cellular component: vesicle. Gene Ontology annotation, molecular function: dipeptidyl-peptidase activity; serine-type exopeptidase activity. The transcript is spliced from 13 exons. The record is from RefSeq and is a predicted model, not a curated record. NCBI's taxonomy places the organism in Eukaryota, Metazoa, Chordata, Mammalia, Carnivora, Hyaenidae.
CAGGCAGGCCGGGGAAGGUCGGGCCCAGAGCCCCGCCCCGCCCGGGAUGUCACGUGAGGGUGGCCCGCCAGUCAUGUGACCGCGGCCACGGCGGAGCAGAGAUGAGCGCCCAGCUGCUGCGGCCCCUGCCCUGGGCCCUGACCCUGCUGCUGGCACUGGGGCCGCGUGGCCCGGAGGCCGGGGCCCACAGAGUCCCCCAGUGUGACUUCCAGGAGGUCUACUUCGAGCAGCUUCUGGACCACUUCAACUUCGAGAGGUUCGGCAACAAGACCUUCCUCCAGCGGUUCCUGGUGUCAGAGAAGUUCUGGAAAAGGGGCGAGGGGCCCAUAUUCUUCUACACGGGCAAUGAGGGGAACGUGUGGUCUUUCGCCAACAACUCGGGGUUCAUCCUGGAGCUGGCGGCGCAGCAGGGGGCCUUGGUCGUCUUCGCGGAGCACCGGUACUACGGGAAGUCGCUCCCCUUCGGAGAGCGGUCCACGCAGCGCGGGCACACGGAGUUGCUGACGGUGGAACAGGCCCUGGCUGACUUCGCGAGGCUGCUCAGCGCGCUGCGGCGAGACCUUGGGGCCCAGGACACCCCCGCCGUCGUGUUCGGUGGCAGCUACGGGGGGAUGCUCAGCGCCUACAUGAGGAUCAAGUACCCGCACCUCGUGGCUGGGGCGCUGGCAGCCAGCGCGCCCGUCGUUGCUGUGGCCGGCCUCGGCGACUCCUACCGCUUCUUCCGGGACGUGUCGGCGGACUUUGAGGGCCAGAGUUCCACGUGCGCCCAGGGCGUGCGGGACGCGUUCCGGCAGAUCAAGGACUUGUUCGCACAGGGAGCGUACGACACGGUCAGCCAGGAGUUCGGCACCUGCCAGCCACUCUCCAGCCAGGACCUGACCCAGCUCUUCGGGUUCGCCCGGAACGCCUUCACCGUGCUGGCCAUGAUGGACUACCCGUACCCCACCGACUUCAUAGGGCACCUUCCUGCCAACCCGGUCAAGGUUGGCUGUGAGCGGCUCCUGAGUGAGACUGAGAGAAUCAAGGGGCUCCGAGCGCUGGCUGGGCUGGUGUACAACUCCUCGGGCACGGUGCCCUGCUAUGACCUCUACCUGCAGUACCAGGCCUGCGCGGACCCCACGGGCUGCGGCUCAGGCGCUGACGCCAGGGCCUGGGAUUACCAGGCCUGCACCGAGAUCAACCUGACGUUUUCUAGCAACAACGUGUCCGACCUCUUCCCCGACCUGCCGUUCACCGAGGACCUCCGCCAGCAGUACUGCCUGGACAGGUGGGGCGUGUGGCCCCGGAAGGACUGGCUGCACACCAGCUUCGGGGCGGGAGACCUCAAAGCUGCCAGCAACAUCAUCUUCUCCAACGGUGACCUGGACCCCUGGGCCGGGGGCGGGAUCCGGAGCAACCUCAGCGCCUCCGUCCUUGCCGUCACCAUCCAGGGGGGCGCUCACCACCUGGACCUCAGAGCGUCUCACCCAAAGGACCCCGAGUCUGUCCGGGAGGCUCGCAGGCUCGAGGCCAGGCUCAUCGGCGAGUGGGUGCACACGGCCAGACGAGAACAGAGGCUGCAGCUGGCCCGGCGCGGGGGUCUUGGAGACUGAGGCGCGCUCUCCGACUUGGAGCCAGACCAGACUCGCUGGGGAGCAGCUCAGGGCUCUGGGGGUGAGGGGCUAUGGCCGACAGAGGGGCCAGAGGAGAAUCUGGUGGACUGGCUGUGUGCAACGCAAAGCAUGUAGUCUGCAGUCCUCGCGGGGGACAGAGCGUGCGUGACCUGUACACGGCUGCGGCCUCCCAAACCAGCCACGUGCUUAAUAAAACCUAGCCCUCAA